GCUAAAAAGCUCUGGCGUAGUCGGUGCGAUACCGAUAGAUGAGAAGAAAUGUUGGGGAAACUAAAUAUUGCACUUGAUCACUUCAAGCACAAACUAGAGCAGUUACAGCAAACUGCAGCGGCGGUGGCGUGCAGAGCGCGGUUGUGCGAUCUAUUUUAAGCCGACCCUGGGAGCCUUAAACCGUUUUCGAUGCUCUCGCAAUUCCAAGAGCAGAGGUGUAGAUAUUCGAAGUAUUCGCGCGGGCCUCGUGCGUGUUUCAGGUGAAGCGAGCAAUGGAUAUACACAGCAAGAUAAGGCGACGUCGGCACGUCAGAAUCAUUACAGUUGGAAACGUAGAAGCCGGAAAGACCAGCAUAAUCAGGCGGUAUUGCGAAGGAAGAUUUUCUUCGAAGUACCAACCAACAGUAGGAGUAGACUAUGGAACAACCAGGGUUUCUAUUGACGGCAUCGAAGUUAUGGCGAACAUAUUCGACCUCUCUGGACAUCCUGUAUUCAAAAUAGUACGUAUGGAAUUCUACUCAAACAUUGAUGCUGUUCUCCUUGUGUAUGACAUCAGCAACAGUUCAAACACCGAGCACUCAGAGUCACUCGAGCGAUGGCUCCACGAGAUGGCAGAAGGCAUGGACAACACCUCAGUGGUCUGUGUUGUAUGCAGAAACAAGAGUGACAAAGGGACACGCAUGCAAAACAAGGAAGUUGAAAGAUGGGUGGAUAUGCACAAAUUCUCACACUUUGUCGUCUCAGCCUGCAAUGGCACCGGCAUCCAUGAAAUGUUUCAGAGCCUGCUGUUGCAAGUUCUCAGAGUGCAAGACACCGGAAGAGACCCUGUAGCACUGUGGUCUUCUUGCAAUUACAGCAAAGAGGAGCUUCAAGCAGUCCACCAAGUGCGGUGGUCUCGGUCAGAGUACGAGAAGCUUGGUGUUGAUUCAAAGGCAUCUAGGGAUGACAUCAACAGGUCAUACCGGCGCCUAGCAGUCCUCCUGCACCCAGACAAGAGCACAGCACCUGGUUGCGAAGAAGCCUUCAAGAUGCUAGUGGCAGCGAGAACUGCUCUGCUGAAGCGUUUACUGCACUGAAAAGGCCUGCCAAAUAGUGCACUUACGAAUACCCUAGCAAGAAUGCCACACCCUGUGCCCAUCCUUUUGCGAGGAAGUUGCAUUAUUCAUCCUUGGCAGGAAACACGAGACUGGUUUCACUUAUCCAA
Dermacentor albipictus is the source of this 1204-nucleotide messenger RNA. RefSeq names its product dnaJ homolog subfamily C member 27-like. Gene Ontology annotation, biological process: vesicle-mediated transport; intracellular protein transport. NCBI's taxonomy places the organism in Eukaryota, Metazoa, Arthropoda, Arachnida, Ixodida, Ixodidae. Gene Ontology annotation, molecular function: GTPase activity; GTP binding. The record is from RefSeq and is a predicted model, not a curated record.